Molecule: messenger RNA, 315 nt
Organism: Aspergillus vadensis CBS 113365
Lineage: Eukaryota; Fungi; Ascomycota; Eurotiomycetes; Eurotiales; Aspergillaceae
Exons: 3
Coding region: 1-315 (104 amino acids)
Source: RefSeq, a predicted model, not a curated record
AUGGGGGAGGCGGCAUACUGGAUUGGUCAAGCCGAGGCUGCUCAGGAAGCACGCGGCUUAUCAUGGCUAGCUCAGCAGAACUUGAUAUCACCGUUUGCCUCUCGCGGUGGAGGCCGUCUUUUUUUUUGCGAGAUCCAUCACGAUCACGAAGUCAACAUUAUUUACGGAGGCUUUGGCGGCAUGUGCACCAGAUGCAUCCGUCGUAGCCACUGGAGCCUGAACUCAGCUAGGGUUCAUCGCCCCGUCAAGAUUGUCUGGAUCGGAUACCAUUAUGGGGAAGUAUCGGAAGUUGGGGACUACGUAUGUACGGCCUGA